This is a messenger RNA of Trichoderma reesei QM6a, 1935 nucleotides long. RefSeq lists its product as uncharacterized. The coding region runs from base 19 to 1935 and encodes 638 amino acids. The transcript has 3 exons. The record is from RefSeq and is a predicted model, not a curated record. Lineage: Eukaryota; Fungi; Ascomycota; Sordariomycetes; Hypocreales; Hypocreaceae.
CAAGCCUCGGCAACCCAGAUGGACUCGCCAACCGUCAACCCGGAAGCAGCUCCAGCAUCGUCCGCCCAGCAAGAUGAAGCAAGCAUUGCCAGGAUCCAGACUCUUCUCCAGUCGCAAGACGACACGCAGCGAUUCGUCGGCCUAGCCCUGCUCAAAUCCGUCCUCGACAAUUCCCCCGAGAUCCGGCAGAACCAUGAAGCUCUUCAGGCGUUAUGGGACAGCAUCCCGGCCAAGUUCCUCGACCGGCUCUUGCGCACCGGGUCGAAUCCCUCCAAGCCGGAAUCCAGAGAGAUGCUCGACUUGGCCGUGUCCGUCCUGCACACCUUUGUUGCUCUCUUGCCUGCAGAGGCCAUCUCGCAGCCCAAGUUUACAGAGAGGAUCCCCAGGCUUGUCAAUGCUGCAUUAUACGGGUCUGACGAGACGCUCACCAUGCUUCUACUGCUGCUCUUUGCCCUCGUCAGCUCUCGGGAGGGCGCCAUGGAGCUCGUAAAGAUGGAAGACUUGAGCUCCCUUACUGAAAUUGCUCCGUCGCGCGCCAUUGUCAUGGAUAUCCUGCGACAUGCCUGGCUCAACGCCAUGGUAGUAGUGGACGACACGUCAUAUCUGGCUGACCGUAUAGAUGUGAAUGUGCAGGCACUGGUUUCGUCUUUCAAGGGGACUGACGCCGUGACGUUUCUCGAGUUCCUAGGACUGCUGCUUCGGCAAGCAAACCCAGCGAUUAUUCCUCAAAAUCCGCAGUGGCUCAGCCCGGUCGUCCACUUCAUCCAGAACCUGGUCAUCAGUCGGCCAAACGCGGCAGCCCGGUCAGCCUACACAAAUGCCGCCGCGUCACUUCUCAGGGCGUACCCCAAUGAAGCCUCAGAGUUGAUCUUCAAAGCCGAAAAAACGGAUGAAACGCCAUUUUCCUAUCUCUUUGUCAACCUCCUCCUCAUCGACAUCCGCUCAUCAGCGCCACUGCUACUGGAGCAACUCAACAAGCCCGAGUACCCAAGCAUGUCUCGCAGGCUCGCUUCUGCAUUUGACAUUAUCUGCAUCUUCAUAGGGCAUCUGAUCCGCUCGUUGGAAGAUGAGUCUCUUGAGACCCUCAUCAUGUCGCCAGACAACCUCCUCAAGCUGCGCAAGGGCAUUUCAGAAACCAUGUCAGUCACCAUCGAGUACCUCCGUGACCGGUGGGAUGCCACGUUUACCGGAGCGAUGGGAUUGCAUCCAGAUGCUCGAUCCAGCAAGGCGGAAACAUCCACGGGUUCACAUCAUACUCUCAGAUGGGACUCGCUGGAAACCCUUGCAGACGACGAUCCCUUCAUCCUCUCCGCCGUGAGGGCCCUCGCUAUCUGGCUACGUGAAGACGAGAACGAGAUGCUGCGGAAAGAAGCCACCGGCUUGACGGACAUGUUCAUGGACCUCUAUCGCGGCAGCUCGUCCGACAAGCUCGACUUCCGAUCCCCGACGCUCGUCGCUCUGGAAGGCCUCGUGGCCUUUGAAAAGGGUCGAACCAUUCUCCUGAAACACGACGGCUGGCAAACGCUCAGCAAGGACCUGGCCGACAUUCUCCAGCAGGAUCCUUCCACCAUCACCGAGGACGAUGCGUCUCGCGGCCUCGAGAUUGUCCGCGUGCUCCUCCCCGUGGCGGAGCAAAACAGCAGCGAUACUCCAGAGGAGUGGAUGGGUCUUGUCACGGCGGUCGCGGCGUGGGACGUCUUUCGUGAGAGGCAGGCUCAUCCUUUGGUUCUGGAGCUGCAGGUUGCGACCCUCCAGCUUUGCUGUGCGUUAUUGGUCAAGGCGAGCCCUGGGAUGAGGAAGAGAUACACGCAUACAAUCAGUGCGCUGGUGGGUAUCUCAAUGCAGUUGGGGACGGGCAUUCCGGGGGACAGCUUCUUGAAGGAGGCGAUGGACGAUGUAUUGAAUGUACUGGGUAGUAUGUCGAGAGGUUCAUGA